UGAGUCUGAGCGGAAAGGAGGCCCAUGUGGAGGAGCGGCGGCUCGAGCCUGCGGGGACAGAGUGACUCGGUGUGAGUGAGCGGUCGGUCUGAGUGGAGGGAGCGCCAUGCUGAAGGAGGCUCUGGAGGCCCAGAACACGGCGGUGUUCUCCGCCAUCACCGCAUCUAUACAGGUUCAGGUGGAACCGGUGGGCCGUUGGUUCGAAGCGUUUCUGAAGCGUAGGAUUCGAAAUGUGUCCGCAUCCUUCCAGGAGCUGGAGGAGGAGGAGGAGUUAUCAGAAGAAGAGGAAGAUGAGGAGUUGCAGCUGGAGGAAUAUCCUUUGCUGAAAACACUGGACCCCAAAGACUGGAAGAAUCAAGAUCACUAUGCUGUCCUGGGUUUAGCUCAUGUGAGAUACAAGGCAACUCAGAAACAGAUCAAAGCUGCUCAUAAAGCCAUGGUGCUGAAACAUCAUCCAGACAAAAGGAAAGCAGCAGGCGAGCAGAUUGUGAAGGGAGACAACGAUUAUUUCACCUGUAUAACAAAAGCAAUAGAGAUUCUGUCUGAUCCUGUGAAGCGGAGAGCGUUUGACAGUGUGGACCCCACCUUUGAGAACGCCGUGCCGUCUAAAGCUGAGGGAAAAGAGAAUUUCUUUGAGGUCUUUGCUCCUGUGUUUGAGCGGAAUGCUAGGUGGUCUACUAAGAAACACGUCCCUAAGCUUGGAUCCAUGGAGGCGUCAUUUGAGGACGUGGAUAAUUUCUAUUCUUUUUGGUACAACUUUGACUCAUGGAGAGAAUUUUCAUAUUUGGAUGAAGAGGAGAAAGAAAAAGCAGAAUGUCGAGAUGAAAGAAGAUGGAUAGAGAAGCAGAACCGAGCAUCUCGAGCCCAGAGGAAGAAGGAGGAGAUGAAUAGGAUACGAACACUCGUAGACACUGCGUACAGCUGUGACCCGAGGAUAAAGAAAUUUAAAGAGGAGGAGAAGGCCAGGAAAGAAUCUGAGAAGAAGGCCAGGGCUGAGGCCAAGAAGAAAGAGCAGGAGGACAAGGAGCGGGCUCGGCAGGCAGAGCUCGACGCAGCUCGGUUGGCUCGAGAAAAGGAGGAAGAGGAGGCCAAGCAGGCAGCCCAGCUGGCCAAGAAAGAGAAGGAUGCUCAAAAAAAAGCAAUCAAAAAAGAGAAACAGAAACUCAGGACAACAUGCAAGAACUGUAAUUACUUUGUGGAUAGCGAGGCGGAGACUGUGAAGAUGAUGGAGGAUGUUGAGAAGUUGUGUGAUCGAUUAGAACUCGUCAGGUUACAAAACCUAAAUGAGGCUUUAGCAUCAAGCAACAAGGAGGAGAGUAGAUCUGCCAUAGAGAAGCAGGUGCAGGAAGUGAAUGCUCAGAUACAGCGUGAGCGGGAGGCUGAGCUAAAGGCCCAUCAGUCAGCCCGUAGCUUAGAUCAGGCCAGCACUGGCACUGGGGGAGGCAAAGGCUGGAAUGAGGAGGAUCUGCAGCUGCUUAUCAAAGCGGUCAACCUGUUUCCUGCUGGAACCAAUGCCAGAUGGGAAGUGAUUGCCAACUACAUGAACAUGCACUCAAGCAGUGGAAUUAAAAGAACCGCCAAAGACGUCAUUAACAAAGCUAAGACUCUACAGAAACUAGACCCUCACCAAAAGGAUGAAGUUAACAAGAAAGCCUUUGAGAAGUUUAAGAAGGAGCAUGCAGCUGUUCCUCCAACUGUAGACAAUGCUGUGCCUUCAGAACGGUUUGAUGUCUCUGACUCCACUCCCUGGACAACAGAAGAGCAAAAGCUGUUAGAACAGGCCCUGAAGACCUACCCGGUCAACACUCCUGAGAGGUGGGACAAGAUCGCAGCCGCUGUGCCUGGACGUUCCAAGAAAGAUUGUAUGAAAAGAUACAAAGAACUCGUGGAGAUGAUUAAGGCUAAGAAGGCUGCCCAGGAGCAAGUUGCUACUAGGAGUAAAAAAUGACAAAAAUAAUUGCAAGAAGCAACCCACAUGCACACACGGCUCCAUUUUCUUUUAACGUUAUUGUGUUGGUCUUUAUUUUAUAAUAAAAUUAAAGGAAAAUGCACAGACUACAUAAAUACUUGGAUGUGAAUUUA
Molecule: messenger RNA, 2082 nt
Organism: Astyanax mexicanus (Mexican tetra)
Lineage: Eukaryota; Metazoa; Chordata; Actinopteri; Characiformes; Acestrorhamphidae
Gene: dnajc2
Product: DnaJ (Hsp40) homolog, subfamily C, member 2
Exons: 17
Coding region: 107-1948 (613 amino acids)
Biological process (GO): regulation of translational fidelity; 'de novo' cotranslational protein folding
Cellular component (GO): cytosol
Molecular function (GO): ribosome binding; Hsp70 protein binding
Source: RefSeq, a predicted model, not a curated record